Ahaetulla prasina is the source of this 1923-nucleotide messenger RNA. It is a transcript of the gene ERCC1, whose product is annotated as ERCC excision repair 1, endonuclease non-catalytic subunit. The record is from RefSeq and is a predicted model, not a curated record. Gene Ontology annotation, biological process: meiotic mismatch repair; mitotic recombination; UV-damage excision repair. NCBI's taxonomy places the organism in Eukaryota, Metazoa, Chordata, Lepidosauria, Squamata, Colubridae. The coding region runs from base 740 to 1705 and encodes 321 amino acids. Gene Ontology annotation, molecular function: single-stranded DNA binding; damaged DNA binding. Gene Ontology annotation, cellular component: nucleotide-excision repair factor 1 complex; ERCC4-ERCC1 complex; nucleus. The transcript is spliced from 9 exons.
UAUUACAUAUGCGUGCCAUCCAUAUAACAAACCAUAACCUUCUAUAUUCAAAAUCCUUUCCUCUGUUAAAUUAAUCCAAUCAGAAAUUAAAGUUAAAACAACUGCAUCAUAGUACAAUUUCAAAUUAGGCAUUUUUAAACCCCCUCUUUCCCUAACGUCUUGCAUUAUUUUUAACUUUAUCCUCGGUUUUUUACCCUUCCAUACAAAUUUAUUAAUCCCUUUUUGCCGCAAGAGCUGCCGCCCCUCCCAGUGGAAGAAAUAGCGAGGCCCCCCGGCUAGAGCGGCAGUCUAAGAAGUUCCGGAGCCGCUUCCCUCCGACGGCACAGCCGCCUUUCUGUCCCGCCGGCGGAGGACGAUAGAGCUCGGGUCGUCAGAGGGGCGCGGCGGAAACCAGGCGCUCCGGACCCGCCUCUCUAGCUGCCGGAAACCUAGCUGCCCCACCACGGGGGUCUGAGGUGGCGCGCAUGCGCCAGACAGGCAAGGCCCUGAUUGGUCGCACAGCUGGACGCGGGAGGACGUCGCGUCCGCGAAAGAAGCCUGUAGGCGGAAAUCCCACCGGUGCAGCCGCGGUUGCCAUCCGGCCGGAGCAGCGGCUUCGAGAGGGGCGGCAGAUAAAAUACACGGGAAUCCGUCCGCCUCGCCGCUCCCGACCCUGUUCCUCGCAGGGCCCGCCGGGAGGAGGCGGCUGGGAGCGCCCGCUGGCCGUCCGCGCUGAGCCCGGCGCAGCCCCCGGCCCGCCAUGGAGGCCCGGAAGGCCAGGAGGUUCGCCCUGCAGGCGGCGGAGGAGGAGGAGGAGGAGGAGGUGAACUCUCUCUUCAAAGCCGCUUCGGCAGCCAAAGCCGCAACAGUCCCUGCGGCCUCAGUUGCGCCCAGGGGGGCAUCCUACGCAGACUAUGUUGUUGGGCAAGCUGUGGCCACCUCUUCCUCCUCCACUGCUGUUCAGCUGAAACCCACUUCAGCUGCUCCCACUGCAUCGGCUAGGAGCAUCUCGGAAGAAGCCCCUCCACAGAACCAGGACAAGAGUGCUGUGGCCCCCAAAAGCACAGCGGAAGACAAAGGCUCCCCCUUGAGCCCCACAGCCCCCAAAGCGGGGGCCAAGCACAAUGCUAUUAUCGUCAGUCCCCGGCAGAGGGGGAACCCCAUUCUGAAGUUUGUCCGCAACGUGCCUUGGGAAUUCGGCGAAGUUGUCCCAGAUUAUGUGUUGGGCCAGAGCACAUGUGCCCUUUUCUUGAGCCUCAGGUACCACAACCUGAAUCCUAAUUACAUCCAUGAGCGGCUGCGUAACUUGGGGAAGACGUACCAGCUGCAGGUGCUUCUGCUUCAGAUUGAUGUGAAAGACCCCCACCAGGCAGUCAAGGAGCUGGCCAAGAUCUGCAUCCUUGCUGACUGCACCCUCAUCUUGGCUUGGAGUCCAGAAGAAGCCGGACGCUACUUGGAGACCUACAAGGCCUACGAGCAGAAGCCGGCUGACCUGCUGAAGGAGAAAGUGGAGCACGACUAUCUCUCGCGGGUGAGCGACUGUCUGACCAGCGUGAAAUCCGUGAACAAAACAGACACCCUGAGCCUGCUGUCCACGUUCAGAUCACUAGCCAACAUUGUCCAUGCCUCCAAGGAGGACCUCUCCCUGUGCCCUGGCAUUGGGCCUCAAAAGGCCAAGAGGCUCUUUGACAUCCUUCAUGAACCCUUUCUGAAGGUGCCCAAGUGAGGAGGGGACUGAAAAGCAGGUGGUGAUGGGCCCAGGACGAUUCACAACCUUCUCUGAAACCACCAGGAUCCAAUGGCCUUCCUCCCUCAAAACUCCCAGAAGAGCGAUAAGAGAGCAAUAAAACUCCCUCUCAGAGAAGAAACAAAGCCUUAUUUUGCUAUGUGAACAUUGCUCAAGAAAACAGGCAAUAAAGCACCGUCCGGCAGGAAAAAAACAAA